GACACAACUAAUUGACCCAAACAAUAAUAGCAAAAUUGAGCUCCCCUGCCAUUUGUUCUCCAUCCCAGUUCCCCCGGCAAACACACUCGGUUCUCCCGUGCCUCUCGCCGUCUCGCGUCGCAACGACUGGCCGGCCGCCGCCGCCACCGCCGACCUACGUGCCAAGGUCCGCAUAUUCGGAACCUUCGCCGGCGAGCACCCACCAGGAUUUUUUUUGUACAUCUAAGAUGUACAGGGCCUCGAAUUUCAUACCUGAUCCUAAUCAGGUGCUCCUAGAUGCCAAACCAUUAAGAUCGUUAGCUCCAAUGUUCCCUGCCCCCAUGGGAGUCAAUGUUAAUCAGUCAAGUACACCACCAUUGGUCUGUGUCACUCCGGUUGGUCAAUUUUCAGCAGGGUUUGGUGCAGGUAACCUUCCUGCCUUUGGAUCGUUCACUACUUUCAGUGCCACUUCAAAUGGUGUUUCUUAUGCAGGCACCAGUGCUAAUGGUGCCAUUGAUGCCACCCCUAUCUCUGCAUACAAAACAAGGUCAAACAUAUCACUUGAUGGUGAUGAUGAUCCUUACUCGGGUAACCAAACUGAACGGAAGCCUAGGAGAGGCCGACCUCCCGGUUCUGGUCGUGAUGGCUCAAAUGGUAAGUUAAAGCGCCCUAAGCCCACUUACAAGAAUUUUGUUGCUGGCAAAGAGCUUGCCUUUCUGGCAGCUUCAUCCGAUCCCAGGGAUAUCGUGGAAGCAGUUCACAUGACCUUUGAGGCACUCCGGCGAAGACAUCUGCAGAUGGAUGAAACACAGGACGCUAGCAGGCGUGCAGACCUGAAGGCUGGUGCCAUCAUGAUGGCAAGUAACAUCAGGGCAAAUUCGGGCAAGAGGGUAGGAACUGUCCCUGGAGUUGAAAUAGGAGAUAUUUUCUAUUUCAGGAUGGAGCUGUGUGUCAUUGGAUUGCAUGCACCUAGUAUGGGAGGCAUUGAUUACAUGACUAGUAAAUUUGGAAACGAUGAGGAUUCUGUAGCCAUAUGUAUCGUUUCCGCAGGAGGUUAUGAGAAUGAUGAUGAUGACACAGAUGUGCUGGUAUACAGUGGUCAAGGGGGAAAUAGUAGGAAUACUGAGGAGAGGCAAGACCAGAAGCUUGAGAGGGGUAACCUAGCUCUUGAGAGGAGUUUGCAUAGGAAGAAUGAGAUAAGGGUUGUACGUGGCUUCAAGGAUCCAUUUUGCCUAACUGGGAAAAUUUACAUAUAUGAUGGCCUGUACAAAAUUCAUGAGUCCUGGAAGGAGAAAACAAGGUCUGGUAUCAAUUGCUUCAAGUACAAGCUGCUGCGUGAACCUGGACAGCGUGAUGGAGCUGCAUUAUGGAAGAUGACUCAGAAAUGGAUAGAUGAUCCUGCUACCAGAGGCAGGGUUCUACUAGCUGAUCUGUCAUCUAAGGCUGAAACUAUUCCAGUUUCUCUUGUCAAUGAGGUUGACCAUGAGAAAGGACCUGCACAUUUCACCUAUACUAACCAGGUCAAAUACGUGAGGCCUCUCAGUUCUAUGAAAAAGCUGCAGGGCUGUGGAUGCCAGAGUGUUUGCCUGCCCGGUGAUGCCAGUUGUGCUUGUGGACAACAUAAUGGAGGUGAUUUACCCUACAGUUCAUUAGGAUUAUUGUCAUGCCGCAAACCGAUGAUCUAUGAAUGUGGUGAAUCUUGCAACUGUUCUACAAAUUGCCGGAACAGAGUGACCCAAAAAGGGCCCAGGCUACAUUUUGAGGUCUUCAGGACCACCAAUCGAGGCUGGGGUCUUCGUUGCUGGGAACCUGUUCGUGCUGGUUCAUUUAUAUGUGAGUAUGCUGGUGAGGUCAUUGAUGAACUCAAAGUUAAUUUGAAUGACACCGAAGAUGAUUACAUUUUUCAAACUGUAUGCCCUGGUGAGAAGACUUUAAAAUGGAAUUGUGGACCUGAACUAUUAGGUGAAGCUAGCACAUAUGUAUCGGCUGAUGAAUUUGAGCCACUGCCUAUCAAGAUAAGUGCAAAAAACAUGGGAAAUGUCUCCCGUUUCAUGAACCACAGUUGCUCACCCAAUGUCUUCUGGCAACCUGUUCAAUAUGAUCAUGGAGAUGAUGGACACCCACAUAUAAUGUUCUUUGCACUGAAACAUAUUCCACCCAUGACAGAACUGACUUAUGACUAUGGUGUUGCUGGAGCUGAAUCUAGUGGUUCAGGCUCUCGUAGAACGAAGAACUGCAUGUGUGGAUCACAAAACUGCCGUGGACUAUUUUGAUGGGUUAAGAUCCUUGCUCUUUGUGGUUAAUCAUACAAACCACUUUCAGCUAGAUCCUUUCUUAGUCUCCGGAUGAUAUGAGUAUGACUGAUGAUUCCAAUUGCUGCCAUGUGUACUGUGAAGACAGCAAGUUGUUGUCAAACUGUAGAAUUUCUGUUGCCCUGCACGGCAUGGUGGCCGUUCUCCCACCAUUUGUUCAAAUAUUUAUGGGGGUGUGGAUUGAUGUAUUUCUUCUGCUAAUCUUGUCCACCAGCUGCACCGGUCUGUGUAAACUUGUUAUGAUCCCUGUUUGCUCUGGACGCCUGGUUGUUUAACCGUGACUCCUUGGAUCUGGUCAUGUAAAUUAUCCUGGUUUAGGAUUAUGUUGCUUUUGACUCGAA
This is a messenger RNA of Zea mays, 2632 nucleotides long. Its product is annotated as SET domain protein SDG111. Gene Ontology annotation, cellular component: nucleus. Bases 228 to 2252 code for a protein of 674 amino acids. Gene Ontology annotation, molecular function: histone methyltransferase activity; double-stranded DNA binding; zinc ion binding. The transcript is spliced from 3 exons. The record is from RefSeq and is a predicted model, not a curated record. NCBI's taxonomy places the organism in Eukaryota, Viridiplantae, Streptophyta, Magnoliopsida, Poales, Poaceae.